CGGCCCCUCGAAAAUCUUCACACAAGUUUGUUUGGAAAGCUGCAUAACUAGCUAGUCUGAACUCGUCUGUUUCUUGUACCAUUUUACAUUUUUUGUGGCUAAUUUUUGAUCCAAAUCAUUCAAAAUGCGCGAAUGUAUCUCAGUACACGUUGGCCAAGCCGGAGUCCAAAUUGGUAACGCCUGUUGGGAACUCUACUGUUUAGAACAUGGCAUCCAACCUGACGGUCAAAUGCCAUCUGACAAAACUGUCGGAGGUGGAGACGACAGUUUCAACACCUUCUUCAGUGAGACCGGCGCAGGCAAACACGUUCCCAGAGCUGUAUUUGUCGACUUGGAACCAACUGUAGUUGAUGAAGUUAGGACCGGAACCUACAGACAAUUGUUCCACCCCGAACAAUUGAUCACUGGCAAAGAGGAUGCUGCCAACAAUUACGCUAGAGGCCACUACACCAUUGGUAAAGAAAUCGUAGAUUUGGUUUUGGACAGGAUUAGGAAAUUGGCAGACCAAUGUACCGGUCUCCAAGGUUUCUUGAUCUUCCACUCGUUCGGAGGAGGUACUGGAUCUGGCUUCACAUCUCUGUUGAUGGAACGUUUAUCUGUGGACUAUGGAAAGAAGUCCAAGCUUGAAUUCGCCAUUUACCCAGCCCCUCAAGUAUCCACCGCUGUAGUUGAACCAUACAACUCCAUCUUGACCACCCACACCACCUUGGAACACUCCGACUGUGCUUUUAUGGUUGAUAACGAAGCCAUCUACGAUAUCUGUAGACGUAACUUGGACAUUGAACGUCCUACCUACACCAACUUGAACAGACUCAUUGGCCAAAUUGUAUCUUCCAUCACAGCCUCUUUGAGAUUCGAUGGUGCCCUCAAUGUUGACUUGACAGAAUUCCAAACUAACUUGGUACCAUACCCACGUAUCCAUUUCCCAUUGGUCACCUACGCUCCAGUAAUCUCUGCUGAAAAGGCUUACCAUGAACAACUCUCUGUCGCUGAAAUCACUAACGCCUGUUUCGAACCAGCCAACCAAAUGGUUAAAUGCGAUCCUCGUCAUGGUAAAUACAUGGCCUGUUGUAUGUUGUACAGAGGAGAUGUUGUUCCCAAGGAUGUCAACGCCGCCAUUGCUACCAUCAAGACCAAGCGUACCAUUCAGUUUGUAGACUGGUGUCCUACCGGUUUCAAAGUUGGUAUCAACUACCAACCCCCAACUGUGGUACCUGGAGGUGAUUUGGCCAAAGUACAACGUGCCGUCUGCAUGUUGUCCAACACCACCGCUAUUGCUGAAGCCUGGGCUAGGUUGGACCAUAAAUUCGAUCUUAUGUACGCCAAACGUGCCUUUGUACAUUGGUACGUAGGUGAAGGUAUGGAAGAAGGUGAAUUUUCUGAAGCCCGUGAAGACUUGGCCGCUUUGGAGAAGGAUUACGAAGAAGUAGGCAUGGACUCUGGAGAAGGUGAAGGCGAAGGUGCUGAAGAAUAUUAAACAAAAACAAUUCCCUUUCGAAAAAGAAAAAAAAAAUUAAAAUGCAAGUAAACAUUUAUUUCCUUUGACUGAUUUUUGUUUACGAAAUAUAAUUUUCUUUUUUUACUUGAUAUUAUGUUGUUUUAUUUUACUAAUUAUUUCU
Molecule: messenger RNA, 1619 nt
Organism: Ceutorhynchus assimilis (cabbage seed weevil)
Lineage: Eukaryota; Metazoa; Arthropoda; Insecta; Coleoptera; Curculionidae
Source: the annotation of a GenBank genome assembly